GUGUGUGUUUGGAGAUAUCUUUCCCCAUGCUGUGUGGAUCAGUCAUGAAGGCUGUGAAGCAUGAAGCAUAGGUUUUAUCUAAUCCUCAGUCCAAUCCAGCCGGCUGCCUGACCAAUCUCUCCCCCAUUCUCAAGAGCUUUCUUGCCUUAAUCUUAGUUGAAGCCGAGUGCGUUUUGUUUUGGAUAAACGUGGUCCAAAUCCCUCUAGGUUACGUGGGUCUACUAAACCCAUGUGCGUUUGCUUACAGGAACGUUUUUAAUACGUUUAUCAUCAGGAUAAGUUCAUACGGCGCACGCGCAGUACGAGUCCCUACGGAUGAGCCGUUACUAUAGAAAUGAAAACGUAUUCGAAGGAGCGCGGUAAUAUAAAUAAACCCCAAGACUUUCUAACCAAUCGGAACCCAGAAUUCGUCCAGCUAAAUGUUGUUGGUAAUUUUCGGACUUUGCCCAUCUUUCCCGCUGUUAUCGUUUGAAGGAUCCCUCUGCUGUAUUCCAAAAACUCAUCCUUUGUGGUUUAAUCGAUAACAUGCGAAGUCGCCUCUGUUUGCGCGCUCGGAACGUUUCCAGAGAGCCAGAUUUAACAGGACUGCACAAACAAAACGGAGCAAACCAGGGUUAUUUUAUUCCAUCAAGGAUUCUGUGUGAUGCGGUUGCCAACAUUGUUUCCAGAAAAGCGCCUGUUGCAGGAUGGGGGUUCGGGGUGGGGGUGGUGGUGGUAUGAGAAAAAUACCCCUGGUCUUUUCAUGUCCAGAUAAAACAAAUCCCAGGACAAUACGCCUCCACGUUCGGCACCAGCACAAUCACGGCUGUACAGAGGAUCGAGAAGGACUGCGCUUAGCGUGGAACGUGAACCCGUCGCUGCCGCGUUUAUAAUAAUAACGGGGAGAAAUAUCUUUGGUUCCUGGAGGUGCUAAUGGUGUGACUGUGACAUUGAAAGCUGAUGAGAUGAUCAGUGAGUGAGGUUCCUAAUGGGUAAUGGUCCGACGGUUUCGAAAAUCAUUAGACACUGAUGUGGAAAUGGUUAAUGGAUACCAUUAGGGAGUGUUUUUCUCUUCUCUCUCUCGCGCUCUCUCGCUCUCUCUCUGUGCGCUUGUGUUAAUCAGUAGCUAAACUGUUUAUGAUUAGUUGUAGAUUAUGUUUCGCAUCCACUAUGCAAGCUCCCGCGUACGUUGUUACUAUAGGGGAAAUAAAAAAAGCGUCCUAGAACGAGUGCAUUGAUAUACAUUUGUCUGGGUUUUUGUGGAGGAUUUCGUGCUAGAGCUGGCUGCGAUGCACGGCCUGGUCAUCAGCGUGACCUGCCACGGGCGCCGUGCUGUAAAAGAGCCGUGGUGUCAGACGCCGUCAUUCAGACUGACAGGCCUUCUCCUUCAGUCACACUAACCGACUGCACACACUCCAGAGGAGCAGAGUCCCAGCAACCAGACGUCCCUGGCCAUGAUGCAGGAGCCGCAGGAGGUGGUGGAGGAGACGGUCACUAUAGAGGAGGACCCCGGCACGCCCACUUCACACGUCUCCGUGGUGACGUCAGACGAUGGAACCACACGCCGCACAGAGACCAAGGUGACCAAGAUGGUGAAGACGGUAACGACCCGCACCGUGCGCCAGGUCCCGCUGGGUCCGGACGGUCUGCCGAUGGCUGACGGCUCAUCACCACUGGGAAGCUACACAGACUCCAUCGACCGUCGCUUCAUGAAGAACGGCGAGCGCUUCGUCACGCCUCAGGCCACGUCCACGCUCACACGCUCCUACAACCACAGCAACUAUGGCGACUCGUACUACAGCCCUCACGACGCCUACGGGGACGUUUGCGACAACUACGGCAGCCUCUCCCGUGGCCUCAACUACCGCCCGUAUCGGCCCUACGGCUACCGCAUGGAGAACAGCUACACCCUGCCCAUUCGUAGGGAUGACUACGGGCACAUGGCACAGCCGCAAGUACCGGUGGGAGGCAGCAGCACUAUGGACCUCAAUCGCUCAGCACCGGAGCGCUUUCAACCCGAGCCGUACGGACUGGAGGACGACCGGCGCAGCCUCGGCCCAGACGACGAAGAGCCGUACGAGUUGGAGCCUGACUACUCCACCGCCAACCGCCGCACACUGCCCAGCGCUGCACGUGCCAUGAGAGACCCGCUGCGCAAUGGUCCUCGCGUCAGAGGCUAUGAUGACCCCAUUGAGACUGAGCUAAUUGACGAGCGACACCGCUAUGCUCCUGGCAUAUACCCCGCCCCACUCGCGCAGCCUGAGCGGGGCAGCACGGCCAGCCUGGACGGUGGCCUCGACGUUGGCCUCGCGCGUCAGGACCCACGCUGCUGGCGCGACCCGGACCUCCCCGAGGUCAUUGCUAUGCUGGGCCACCCGCUCGAUCCGGUCAAGGCCAACGCCGCCGCCUACCUGCAGCACCUGUGCUAUGAGAACGACGUCGUGAAGAAGGCAGUGCGACAGCUGAACGGCAUCCCGGCUCUAGUGGCCCUGCUCGAGCACCCCAAGGGUGAAGUGCAGCGCAAGGCGUGUGGAGCUCUGCGUAACCUCUCCUUCGGCAAGGACAACGAAAACAAGGCGGCCAUUAGGUGCUGCGAUGGCAUCCCCGCUCUCGUUCGCCUGCUCAGGAAAAGCGGCGACGCUGAGGUCCGCGAGCUCGUCACAGGGACGUUGUGGAAUUUGUCCUCGUACGAGCCGCUGAAGAUGGUGAUCAUAAACCACGCGCUGCAGACCAUGACCAACGAGGUGAUCAUCCCGCACUCGGGCUGGGAGGCGGAGCCCAACGAGGACUCGAAGCCCCGGGACGCCCAGUGGACCACCAUCUUCAAGAACACAUCCGGAUGCCUGCGGAACGUGAGCUCGGACGGAGCGGAGGCACGCAGGAGGCUGCGGGAGUGCGACGGCCUGGUGGACGCCCUGCUCCACGCUCUACUGUCAGCCGUGGGGAAGAAAGACAUGGACAACAAGUCUGUGGAGAACUGCGUUUGCAUCAUGAGGAACCUUUCCUACCACGUCCACAAAGAAGUCCCGGGAGCAGAGAAGUACCAGGACCCGUCCUCUCUUCAGGCUCCGGGCUCCACGGGGACUCACAGGAAGAAGAAGGACGACGCUGGCUGCUUCGGUGGCAAGAAAGCUAAAGAGGAUUGGUUUAAUCAAGGGAGGAGGAACGGUGACGGUGACAAGAACUACGACACGAUGGACCUCCCGAAGCGCACAGAGCCCACUAAAGGGUUCGAGUUGCUCUACCAGCCCGAGGUGGUGCGUCUCUAUCUGUCCCUGCUGACCGAGAGUCAGAACUACAACACCUUGGAGGCGGCGGCAGGGGCCUUACAGAACCUCAGCGCUGGACAGUGGACCUGGUCCAACUACAUCCGGGCGACGGUGCGUAAGGAGAAAGGCCUGCCGAUCCUGGUGGAGCUGCUUCGCUCCGACUCGGAUAAGGUGGUGCGCGCCAUCGCCAUCGCCCUGCGCAACCUCUCCAUCGACCGACGCAACAAGGACCUUAUAGGGAGCUACGCGAUGAGGGACUUGGUGAGUAACCUGCCGAGUGGGCAGCAGCGUCCCGCCAAGAACCUGGAAGAGGACACGGUGGUGGCGGUGCUCAACACCAUCCACGAGAUUGUGACGGACAGCUCGGAGAACGCUCGCUCGCUCAUCAUGGCUCAGGCCAUCGAUAAACUGGUGGCCAUCCACAGGACCAGCCAGUCAGCCAGAGAGACCAAGGCCGCGUCUCACAUCCUGCAGACAGUGUGGAGCUACAAAGAGCUGAGGAACACGCUGACCAAGGACGGCUGGAACAAAACUCAUUUCCAGCCCGCCGCGACCGCGGCUCCGAAAGGCUCAAAGAGCAGCAAGUCAGGAUACGAUGACACCACCCUCCCCCUGAUGGAGAAGAGCCAAGGCGACAGAGGCUGUGGCACUGGUGCUAUGAUACCUAUGGAUGAACUUGGUCCAGACGGUUACUCCACCAUUGACCAAAGGGACAAAGACUGCAAAUAUAAAACCAGCGACGCCUCGUCCGAUCUGACCGAGCGGGAGCCUCUGAAGAACGACACGAAUAGGAAGCACUAUAUCCGGAGCAACAGGCCGACUGUGAGUCUUGUGGACGCUUGCGACGUCAAGCCUCAGCCUGUUGACUCCUGGGUGUAAAUGCAUGCAUGGCUUAGCCAGCGUCAGCGCUACAUCACAACCAGUCAAAGGAUCUCACAAGACACGAGUCACCACUGCCAUUUUCUCCACGAUUCGCCGACGUGGACUCAUCAGCAAAGAGACACAAACAAACACAAAAAAACUCACAGCGCAAUCUUUCAUUCGGCGAGAUGAAAUGAAACGGAGGACAGCAACGGGAAGAAAAAUCGAUUUAAACAUGUAUAUUUCUCUCACACGUGUGCAUUCCCACGGCACGAGGAGGAUCCGAGCAUCACGACACGAACUCCACGGGUGAAGGAUGAAGCGCAGCAAGGAAAGUGAAAGUGGACAUGAAUGUGUUUGGGAAAGAAACAGACUGAAAGGAAAAGGGGAAAAAUAAAUAAAAAUAUUUAGGUUUUUUUUGUUUUAUUAUUUUCUUCUGUUUAAUUUUUUUAGGGAAGUGAAGAUGAUGGAUUGAAGGAUGUGUCUUGAGGGGAGAAGAAACGUUCGUGGGUUGUGUAUUGGUUUGAAAUUUUACGGGGGAAAAAAAACACACACACAAAAAAAAAAACACCGCCAACAGCAUUGUGUCGUGACGUUCUGCUAGUUUUGUCCGUGCGCCGGUUCCACGCUCCAGUUCUUUCGUCCUUCAGUGCACAGUGUCGGUGUCAGUGUUGCCUUUUGUACUAUAAUCCCCCCACAGCAACGUUUAACUAAUCGUGAAUGUACGCUAACGGGGGGGCGGGCGGGUUUGCAUCAUCGUGUUCGCUAACUAGGGAUUAGCAUUAACAUUAGCAUCACUGCUAACGUAGCGAGUGAAGGAAGGAUCGUUUUAAAAGCUUUUUUUUAAAUAUUUUCGUUGCUGUUGUAAAUGUAUAUUCGUGGAAGGGCAGGGGGGGAAAAGAGCCGACACAAAUGCAUCUUUAUACGUUGCUAGACAUCUGUGAGUUUCAGAUCAGGAUGUAAAGCGUCACCUUCUUUGUAAAACAACAAAAAGAGUAAAAGGAUAUGAUAUAAAUGAGAGAGGAAUUAAAGGCGUGUAUGAAAAGGCAGUGGCGGAGCGCUGUAUUCUCGGACGAUGUUGUCCUGGUGGUUGUUUUCACCCUGCGGAGGGUUGGUGUAGUCGGAGAGAAAACAGACCACAGCGUCAAAGCAAGGAUUCGGGUUAAAUGUAAAAAAAUAAUAAUAAUUUUAAAAAAACUAUUAUUUGGUGUAAAUCGGUGUGUAAGACCUCAGCGGUUAUGGUUGAGCCCCGAAUCUCAGCUCUGUGAUUGGACUGGAUUGGAUUCUGCCUCACUCGGUGUACAGUAAAUGUGAUGUAAAUGUCCGACAUUUCCACAGCUGUAGAGGGAAUACAGAAUGAUGGAUCACUCACAGGUGGGACGAGUGGGUUUUUCUCCAUUUCGAUUAUUCCGGAACACCUGCCAGGACGUGGUGAAGGGUCCGGUCUGUACCAUCAGCUCCUAAGCGCACGCAGCAUGUGCCUCUGCUGUAUCCCUCCACAAUCCUCAUCAGUGUGACAUGCUUGCAGUGGUGUUGUUUCUUUUUGUUUUCAUAGUGCUAUAACCAAGACGUCUAACACCAACAACAAAGUUGUCAGUAGCUUUGUGUAUUACCUUUUUUUUUUUUUAUUUUUUUUUUGGGGGGGGGUGAUGACCUGUACUCCGUAUCCCCCCCCAGUCCAUACAGCCUUUUCUAUUCUUUUCCACAGUACACAACCAAAGGACUUUGGGGAUUGUAUAUUCUGAAGGUGGAUUUACGAGCGUGAAUAAGAUUGUAUAUUUACAGAAAAAGAAUGGAGGAAAAAAAAAAAGUGGAAUCGAGACCUACCUUUGUAGAUAUCACUCAAAUCCACACACACACACGGUAAAUGUACAACUCGGUAGCAAACGUGUUUGUAACUAUCAUAUGUGCCUUAACCCUUCUCUGUGUUAGAUCGAGAAUAACUGUGUUUUCUAUUAAGCUCUUUGUUUCCCCCUCCUUUCUCUCACUCCGUGUCCUCAGUGUAGUCUAGACUGGUGGUGGGUUUGUUUGUUUGGGUUUUUUUGCGUCGUGUUUUACAUUGUAUUCUAUUGACACACUAAACGGACUCAGUGACGUAGAGGAGAAUGCCGUUCAUGCUUUCGUAGUGCUCGAUGCCACGAUGCUCCAGAAUGUAUUCCGUUCAUUUUACUAACCCCCCUUCCCCACACACACACACACCCCCUGACGGGAGACGCGGCACUUGUUAGAAAUCCAGCGGAGAUUUGUAGGGGUAUCACUUUUGGUGUGUUUUCAAUAAAUCAUGCCUGGAAAGAUUUCA
Messenger RNA from Ictalurus punctatus (channel catfish), 6408 nucleotides. It is a transcript of the gene arvcfb, whose product is annotated as ARVCF delta catenin family member b. The coding region runs from base 1434 to 4127 and encodes 897 amino acids. Gene Ontology annotation, cellular component: nucleus; cytoplasm; plasma membrane. Lineage: Eukaryota; Metazoa; Chordata; Actinopteri; Siluriformes; Ictaluridae. The record is from RefSeq and is a predicted model, not a curated record. Gene Ontology annotation, molecular function: cadherin binding. Gene Ontology annotation, biological process: cell-cell adhesion; cell-cell junction assembly. The transcript has 18 exons.